AUGUUGAAGCCGUAUGGAGCUAUAGUUGGAGGUGCUGCGGGGGUGCUUGCACUAGUGGCAGUAGUUGUUGGAUUUGUAUGGUUUUGCAAGUUACAGUGUAAAAACUUCUCAAACAAGAACUCAGAGACAGGUUCCUCAGAUCCAUCUGCACCAGUGGAAUGGAAUAGGAGAGGUGGACCCAGCUCAGCUGCAGCCCCGCCUCUAUCCGGACCACAGGGAGCAAGACAGUUCACAAUGGAAGAAUUGGAGCAAGCUACCAAGCAAUUCAAUGAAAGCAAUCUAAUCGGAUAUGGAAGCUUUGGUUUGGUUUAUAAAGGUUUCCUUUCUGAUGGGACUAUUGUGGCCAUCAAAAGGCGUCCAGGCCCUCCUAGACGGGAAUUUGUUGCUGAGGCAACUAAUUUGUCAGAGAUUCAACACCGUAAUCUAGUUACUCUUCUGGGUUACUGCCAGGAAAGUGGAUCACAAAUGUUAGUUUUUGAAUAUCUACCCAAUGGCAGCAUGUGCAAUCAUUUGUAUGUUCACUGUUUGACAGAUACUGGGCUAGAUGCAACAACAAAACUAGAGUUCAAGCGAAGGCUGUCCAUAGCUCUAGGGGCAGCCAAAGGUUUACGUCAUUUGCAUACUCUAAAGCCUCCCUUAGUACACAGGAAUUUCAAGACGGCUAAUGUCUUGGUUGAUGAGAACUUUAUUGCCAAGGUUGCAGAUACAGGGAUUUCACGAUUACUUGAAAAAAUAGAAGAUGCAGGUCCAUCUCAAACACCCAGUGUCAAUGUUUUCCAACAUCCAGAGAUAGAAGAAUCAAGAACUUUCUCUGAGAUAAGUGAUGUAUACAGCUUUGGAGUUUUCCUCUUGGAGCUUAUAACUGGACGGGAGGCCUUAUAUGAUGAGUCCUUUGGAUCUGAUGAAAGCUUAUUUCAAUGGGUGGAAACUCGUCUGAGUAUAAAUGAUUUUGUGGACCAUCGGCUAGUUGGAAGCUUUACCAUGGAGGGAAUGAAGGACUUGAUCAAGCUUAUGUUGCAAUGCAUGAGUCUUUCAGGAAAAUGGCAACUGAAGAUUGAAAAAGUUGUGCUUGAGCUUGAAAGGAUUCAUGAAAAAGAGAUGGCUCUGACCACAGGCAUGGGCGAGGGCACUACUAAAUUUACUUUGGGGAGCCAACUGUUUACUUCAAAAUGAAGGGAAUCAUUAAAAAACCAUUUGUUCAUGUUGGUUAUGUUUUAAGUCAAGCUUAAGCUUAUUUAUGCCAAGCAACAGCAGCUGGCUCUGGUUUGAUCAGUUUGCAUGAGUAAAAGAAGGCAAAGGCAGCACAAACUACUUUAUAUGUGGGGAUAUAAACUAUGGACUCAUUUGAUUGAUGAUGUGAAAUACCAACCUUCUAUUGGGUAGGCUAGCUGGGGAGCUUUAGCACUUUGGCCCUGAUUUGGGUCCCUUCCUGAUAAUGUACAAUGACAUGACUAUUAGUAGUCCCACCAAGCCACCACAUGGCCCAGAAAUCCCAAAAAAAUUCACACAGGGGCAAUUUUUAUGUCGGUUGAAUGCAGAGAGAAAGUAUGAAAGAAAAGACACAGUGACAGAAAAGAUUGUCAUUUAGUUGCAGGUUUUCUGAUUCUA
Vitis vinifera (wine grape) is the source of this 1608-nucleotide messenger RNA. RefSeq names its product probable serine/threonine-protein kinase PBL15. The coding region runs from base 1 to 1173 and encodes 390 amino acids. NCBI's taxonomy places the organism in Eukaryota, Viridiplantae, Streptophyta, Magnoliopsida, Vitales, Vitaceae. Gene Ontology annotation, biological process: protein phosphorylation. The record is from RefSeq and is a predicted model, not a curated record. The transcript has 7 exons. Gene Ontology annotation, molecular function: ATP binding; protein kinase activity.